Messenger RNA from Bufo gargarizans (Asiatic toad), 1038 nucleotides. RefSeq names its product protein kinase C theta type-like. NCBI's taxonomy places the organism in Eukaryota, Metazoa, Chordata, Amphibia, Anura, Bufonidae. Gene Ontology annotation, molecular function: protein serine/threonine kinase activity; ATP binding. Gene Ontology annotation, biological process: protein phosphorylation. The record is from RefSeq and is a predicted model, not a curated record. Bases 1 to 1038 code for a protein of 345 amino acids. The transcript is spliced from 4 exons.
AUGGCGUCUACUGGACACAGAGGAGACAGCGAGAAGAGAGAAGAUGAGAAGAGGAAGAGGGAGGAAGACUGCGAAGACGGAUCCAAGGAGAUGAAGAAGAGGAGAGAAGAUGACAGGAUAUUGGAGGAUGAGGAGCCAAGGGCUGGAGGCAGCCAGGACCCUGUGCUCCUGGCAUCAGUCCCCCGCCGGAACACCUAUGUGGCUAUCAAAAGUAUUAGAAAAACAGGGGACAAUGCAGUAGCUUUAAGGAGAGAGCGACGGAUACUCCUGGAGGCCCGAGACUGCCCAUUCCUAUGCCAUCUCUAUGCCGCACAUCAGUCUCAGGAGCGGGCCUAUUUCAUCACAGAGUAUCUGUCCGGCAGCAGCCUGGAGGCUUUAAUCAAAAUGUGCGGCUACUUGGACAUCAACAAUGUAAGAUUCUACACAGCAGAGAUUGUAUGUGGCCUCCAGUUCCUCCAUGGACACAACAUCGUCCACCGAGACAUAAAGCCAGAGAACAUCAUGCUGGAUAAAGAUGGACACAUCCGCAUCAUAGACCUAGGGCUGGCCCAAGAUGGUGUCACCUCCUCCAAUAAGACCAGUGGAGUGACGGGUACACACUGUUUUAUGGCCCCUGAGGUAUUUGUCGGAAUGGAGUAUUACACAGCAGUUGACUGGUGGAGCCUGGGGAUUGUAGUGUCCAGGAUGUCAUCAGGACGCUCCCCAUUUUACUAUGGCCCCAUCAGGAAAGAGGCGUACAAAUCCAUCACCAGAGCCAAGCCAUACAUCCCAUCUUGGCUGGACGCCGACGUGCAACAUCUUAUUAAAAAACUGCUGCGUAAAAACCCUGACAAGCGGCUGGGUGUCUAUAAGAACAUCAGACACCAUCCAUUCUUUAACAGCAUUGUCUGGGAGGAACUGGAGGAGAGGAGAGCACAGCCGCCAUGUAUACCAUUCAGGGCAGCUCUGGAGAACAAAUAUCUGCAGUGGCCGAAGGAUACAACACCACUUCACCCCGUGGCUGGAUUCUCCUAUGUGUCACCAAGCUUGGCCCGGUAA